CUUUAUAGCACCACUAUGGCUCGUUCAUCAGAACCAAAGCUGCAACCAAGAAAGGUCUGGGCCUCGCUAAUAACAACCCUCUCCUACCUCCCGGGCCUCCUAACGCUGCACCACUCCCUCACCCUCUCCAAGACCGCCUACCCAUUCGUCGCUCUCUACACGCCUUCCUUUCCACCAUCUGGAUUAGAAGCACUCCGCCGCCGCGGGAUCACUACCCUAGCUGUUCCGUUUGUGAAGCCGAAGUCGACACCGAAACACGGGUAUGCGCAUGACCCACGCUUCGAGGAUGCGUGGAAUAAACUAGUCGUGUUUUCGCUGGAGGGGGUGUUUGAGAGAGUCGUGCUUCUCGAUGGGGAUAUGCUGGUUAGGCGGAAUAUGGACGAGUUGAUGGAGGUGCCGCUCGAUGGGGAUGACCAAAUAGGGGAAAGGAUAUUUGCAGCUAGCCAUGCGUGCGCAUGUAAUCCCAUGAAAAAGGCGCAUUACCCUGCUCAUUGGAUCCCAGAAAACUGCGCCUUCACAACUCAACAUCAGGCCCCGGAUCUCGCGCAAAAAGCCGGCGUCCCCUGCACCUCCGGCGUCGGGAUGCUAAACUCAGGCUUACUCGUUGUACGCCCCUCGCACGCACACUUCGCAACAAUCCAGCGCUUCCUUGAUGACGCGGGAAAAGUUGACAGCUACACAUUCCCCGACCAGGAACUCAUCUCAGAGGCUUUCAGGGAAAAAUGGGUGCCGCUGCCGUACGUGUAUAAUGCGCUGAAGACGAUGAGGCCUAGGGAUGUGCAUGGCGCAAUAUGGCGGGAUGAGGAGGUUAAGAAUGUGCAUUAUAUUUUUGCGGUGAAGCCGUGGCAGGAGGUGCCCCCGGCGGUAGAUCAAGAGACGGGAGAGAGUACGGAUGUUCUGAAUUCGUGGUGGUGGGAGGUUAAUAUAGAUAGGCAGAAGUACGAGAAGGAGCGAGGGAUUGAGGAUGGCUAUUGA
Molecule: messenger RNA, 975 nt
Organism: Aspergillus nidulans FGSC A4
Lineage: Eukaryota; Fungi; Ascomycota; Eurotiomycetes; Eurotiales; Aspergillaceae
Exons: 4
Coding region: 16-975 (319 amino acids)
Molecular function (GO): glycosyltransferase activity
Source: RefSeq, a predicted model, not a curated record